AUGCCUUUUGUCCGAUUAGACCCUGCCAAAACUAGCCAUUUAAAUCCCGGUCACCAUCGAAAUGGGCAUCCAGGUGGUCAACGAAGAUCUAAAGAACUAAAGUCUGAAGAAAUUCGCCAAAGUAUUGAAAGUAGAAGCGGCGAAGUCGUCUCAAGCGAAGAUGAAGUGGUUGGUCGAGGUCUUGUUUCAUCUUCGGCCGCUCUGGACACAAGUGGUUCCACACCAGACGUGGCGAGUGGUGAUGCUACAAAUUCAGGCGGAGAACUGAUUGCUGAUGAUGUAACCAGGAGAGACGUGACCAUAGACGACGUCAUCAAGGACGAAGUUAAGCCUUGGUGGAAGUUUGCUUCGACUACUUGCGAUUCUUGGCGACCGCCGCAGCAUGUUUACUUUCAGGUAACUUUUCUUCUUUUGGUGCUAGCCAGUUGCGCCCCCGCAAGAGGAUCUCGCGGGUGCUUGUGGUUGAGAUUUAUGAUGAUUUCGAGUUCCGUAGCCCUAUCAGCAUGGGCGCUGCGAGGUGAUGAAUACAUGACGUUUCAUAAAAGCAGUAUAUUGUCCAAACGUCACCAGGAAACAACGACCAGCAGUCGUCACACUUUACCGCUUUCGCAUUACCAGCAAUCGACGACUCCUGAAGGUUUUCAUCACCGCCAUCGAGAGGAUGGUGAUCGUUUCGAGUACCAGGGGCGGACGGACAACGGACGUCGUCGCGAGCAAUCGUGCAGACCGGACGCCCUGCUGUGGGCUGCAGCUUUGGCCGCAGUCAAUGGUGCUCAUGUGGCCUUUGCCCUGUGCAGGGCAUUAAGGCCGAAGCGUUUUAGUGGUGAAUUAGAAGAGGUAUACCAAGCCCUGUUCAAGCCCCUAAAGGUAACAAGACACCAAUUCAAAAAAGUUUUAGGCUGCAUGAAAUUGAUCAGGUCGCUCAAAUAUCAGGAGGUGUACGCUCAGGAGAAGGUCACCAAAGUCGACAGCCUCUCUCUUGUAUUAUCUGGAAAAUUGGUCGUAUCCCAGAAUCAACGCGCCCUGCACAUUGUUUUUCCGCACCAGUUCCUGGACUCGCCAGAAUGGUUUGGUGUAUCGACUGAUGAAUAUUUUCAGGUGUCAAUAAUGUCAAUGGAGGAAUCUCGAGUAUUGAUCUGGCAUAGAGAUAAGUUGAGAUUAACUAUCAUCACGGAUCAGUUUCUGCAAGCAGUUUUUGAUCAUAUAUUGGGUAGAGAUGUUGUCAAAAAACUAAUGCAGAACUGCCAAUCGAUGGAAAACUGGCAUGCCAGUCAGUCGAGUUCUUCACUCAAGACCAAAACUUCAAAGAAAAGUCACAAAAAUGUGAGCGAAACCAUGGCUGUAAGCAAUGGUUAUAUUCCGAACAAUUUUGAUGACCAAUCCGAAGACAAGCCAAUGCUAAUUUUAAAGAAAAAUGGUGACGGUCACGGUAUUACUGCUCUGAUCAACAGACAACUACAAGAAGAGCAUGCCCCCUUGCUAAGUAGACUUUGUCCAACGAGCCCGCUUGUGAGACUGACUGUGAAUCCAAAUCAGAAUCUGAAUCUGACUCUGGACGAUUGCGACAGGACCUCAACUUUCGAAGCAUUCGACAAGGAUAACGAUCGAGGAUAUUGGUCCUAAAUUGGUUGAAAGAUUUAACGACAAAAUCAGCGACCGACCCGAACGCGUGGCGCCUGGGUCGUAUAGAGGAAACAGACCACGAGACACCGGUCUAAUGCGGAAACUGACCAGACGCGACCAUUGUGGCCA
Molecule: messenger RNA, 1752 nt
Organism: Ctenocephalides felis (cat flea)
Lineage: Eukaryota; Metazoa; Arthropoda; Insecta; Siphonaptera; Pulicidae
Exons: 13
Coding region: 1-1623 (540 amino acids)
Cellular component (GO): sarcolemma
Molecular function (GO): cAMP binding
Source: RefSeq, a predicted model, not a curated record